This is a messenger RNA of Cervus elaphus (red deer), 1335 nucleotides long. It is a transcript of the gene CFAP36, whose product is annotated as cilia and flagella associated protein 36. The transcript is spliced from 10 exons. Gene Ontology annotation, cellular component: ciliary base; axoneme. The coding region runs from base 238 to 1269 and encodes 343 amino acids. The record is from RefSeq and is a predicted model, not a curated record. Lineage: Eukaryota; Metazoa; Chordata; Mammalia; Artiodactyla; Cervidae.
UCUAAGCUGCGCAGGCUCCGAGGAAGCUGGCUUUACUUCCGGGCGGCUGCCGGAGGCGGCUCCGCUUGUCGCCAUAGCGACCGUUUUACGUUAAGUGGUUUGUAGCUUUCAGCCAGGUGACUGCGGAGACUGCGGGGGCACUUCGUUCCCCUGUUUCCUCUCGGUUCUCUGCGGCCGAAAGGCCUUCUAGGAUCCGGGGAUCUGGCCUAGGCUUCCGCGGCGCCCCACGGGGGCGGAAUGGCCGCGGAAGAAGAGGACGAGGUGGAAUGGGUGGUGGAGAGCAUCGCGGGGUUCCUGCGGGGCCCGGACUGGUCCAUCCCCAUCUUGGACUUCGUGGAGCAGAAAUGUGAAGUUUUUGAUGAUGAAGAAGAAAGCAAAUUGACUUACACAGAGAUUCAUCAGGAAUACAAAGAACUAGUUGAAAAGCUGUUAGAAACUUACCUUAAAGAAAUUGGAAUUAAUGAAGAUCAAUUUCAAGAAGCAUGUACUUCUCCUCUUGCAAAGACCCGUACAUCACAGGCCAUUUUGCAACCUGUAUUGGCAGCAGAAGAUUUUACUAUCUUUAAAGCAAUGAUGGUCCAGAAAAAUACUGAAAUGCAGCUGCAAGCCAUUCGAAUAAUUCAAGAGAGAAAUGGUGUACUACCUGACUGCUUAACAGAUGGUUCUGAUGUGGUCAGUGACCUUGAACAGGAAGAGAUGAAAAUCCUGAAAGAAGUUCUUAGAAAAUCAAAAGAGGAGUAUGACCAGGAGGAAGAAAGGAAGAGAAAAAAGCAGUUAUCAGAGGCUAAAACAGAAGAGCCUUCGAUGCAGGCCAAUGAAACGACAAAAAUGAAUAAUUCCCAAGGGGAUGGUGAACAUUUUGCACACCCAACCUCAGAAGUUAAAGUGCAUUUUGCUAAUCAAUCAGUCCAGCCUUCGACAAGAAAGCUGGAAAUGUUGCCUGAAACUUCCUCCCUCCCACACAAAGGCCUGAAGAUUCCUGGCUUCGAACAUGCAAGCAUGGAGGGACCAAUAGCAAAUUUAUCAACACUUGGAACAGAAGAGCUCCGCCAGCGAGAACACUAUCUAAAACAGAAGAGAGAUAAGUUGAUGGCCAUGAGGAAGGACAUGAAGACUAAGCAGAAUCAAACUUCGGAGCAGAAGGGAAAACCUGCUAGGGAGGUGGAGGAAAUGACAGAGAAACCAGAAAUGACAGCAGAGGAGAAGCAAACAUUACUAAAGAGGAGAUUGCUUGCAGAGAAACUUAAAGAAGAAGUUAUUAAUAAGUAAAUUUAAGAACAAUUUAGCAAGCAGUUCAAAAUUUCUUAAAAAUAAAUUAUUUAAUCCUUAAACUGA